Sinocyclocheilus anshuiensis is the source of this 996-nucleotide messenger RNA. Its product is annotated as aldehyde dehydrogenase family 3 member B1-like. Gene Ontology annotation, molecular function: aldehyde dehydrogenase (NAD+) activity; 3-chloroallyl aldehyde dehydrogenase activity. Gene Ontology annotation, biological process: aldehyde metabolic process. Gene Ontology annotation, cellular component: cytoplasm. The transcript has 4 exons. The coding region runs from base 1 to 474 and encodes 157 amino acids. The record is from RefSeq and is a predicted model, not a curated record. Lineage: Eukaryota; Metazoa; Chordata; Actinopteri; Cypriniformes; Cyprinidae.
AUGUGCACCCCCACUGUGGUCGUGGAUGUCAAGGAGUCCGAUGCUUUAAUGCAGGAGGAGAUUUUUGGCCCCAUCCUCCCUAUUCUCACCAUCAAGUCUCUCGAUGAAGGAAUCAAUUUCACCAACGAGCGAGAAAAGCCUCUGGCACUCUACGCCUUCUCUGAUGAGUCUCAGGUUGUAACUACAGUGCUUGAGAGGACCAGCAGUGGAGGCUUCUGUUCCAAUGAUGGAAUAGUUCACAUGAGCCUCUCUGGAUUACCCUUCGGAGGAGUUGGCGCAAGUGGGAUGGGCAACUACCACGGUCGCUGGGGCUUUGAGACGUUCAGUCACAAGCGUGGCUGCAUGAUGAGGAGCUGGCUGCUGGAGCGCGUCAAUGUGCUGCGCUACCCCCCCUAUAAUGAAAGCAAUCUCAGCUGGCUGCGCUGGGCCACCACCGCCAAGAAGAAGGGGUGGGCAGGAUGUUCUGUUAUGUGAGCACUGAGUCUGACGCUCACAUUGAGGAUGGCCAUUUUUUUCGAUUUUGUCAAUGAAGCAGAUUGUAACAUGGAACAAAAAAAUUUGGCUUGGCGUUCACCAAGGUUUUGCAGAGAGUUUGGUCAGAAACACAAACCUCAUCUGUGGAUUUUCAAUUGUGAGGUCUUUCAAAACACCACCAGAGGUCAGCAUUGAGAAGUUGCUUAUUCUGGAUGCUUCUAUUGUGAGAGAAAAGAGGCCAUUUACUAGGAAAAGAAUGAGUUUAUUUUACCAUUGUUCAAAUACACUACUCAACUCUUUAUGUGCUAAUUCGCAUCUGUUAUUAUCGAACACUAAAUUGAAAAGCAUUAGUUUACUUAGUAAGGUAAUGUAGCAUCUUUACUGUUACAUAUCUUGCUAUAUAGCUCAUUAUAGUUUAGAGUUUUCUAUUUAGUGAAAAUAUCAAGUAGCAUUUCUAGUUUAUGAGUUGCAUACUUGUCAUUUUCAUCUUCAAAGUUGAGUACAAAAAUAAAGUCUAACAUG